ACCACAAGACCGGUACACUAUGGUGUCCUGCUCUUCCCAGGAUUUCAAGCCCUCGAUGUCUUCGGUCCGCUAGAUGUCUUCAACUCGCUCUUUAUGCUCUACCACUUCCCCACGAAGCUGACUAUGCUUGCGAGCUCAUCCGAAGCGGUGGCUACUUCUCAUCAGCGGGCUGGCAAUAUGAUGGGAUCUCACCCGGAGACAGAUUUUACCCAAAGUAUGAUCGUAGACCGGACGUUUGAAGAGCAGCUCAAAAUCCAAGAGUCGGUCAAAAAGGGAGAGGAAAGCCCCGAUGCUAUCGAUGUUCUCAUUGUGCCUGGCGGAGUCGGCACACGCGGGAGUAUGAGCGCUGAGAUUGAAUUCGUCAAGAGGAUGUAUCCCACGCUCAAAGCUGUCCUCUCUGUUUGCACUGGGGCGACUAUCUUAGCGCGAGCGGGCAUACUUGACGGCCGUCGCGCUACCACAAACAAGCGUGCAUGGACAUGGGCGACCGGAACUGGACCGAAGGUAAACUGGGUGGGUGCUGCUCGCUGGGUGGUUGACGGCGACAUUGUCACUGGAUCAGGGAUUAGUGCGGGCAUCGACGCUACGUAUGCUUUUGUGUCGAUACACUAUGGGGAGAAGAUUGCGCAGGAAUUGGCUGAUAGUGCGGAGUACGUUCGUUGGACAGAUCCAGACCAUGACCCAUUUGCUAAGAGGUGGAAUGUUGCUGGA
Molecule: messenger RNA, 711 nt
Organism: Dothidotthia symphoricarpi CBS 119687
Lineage: Eukaryota; Fungi; Ascomycota; Dothideomycetes; Pleosporales; Dothidotthiaceae
Product: class I glutamine amidotransferase-like protein
Exons: 1
Source: RefSeq, a predicted model, not a curated record